CUCACCUUACUUCCGUCGGAACUGGCUCUGAUUUUGCUCCAAAGUUUCCAUACUCGCUUCCAAGAUAAUAGUACACUCGUACUUGCUUGAAUAAAAUGGAGAAACUUGAUUGGAAAAUGGAAUUAAAUGAACCAGCUUGCUUUGGUCAUUAUUUGCAUCAGGGCGCAAACGAGCUUGCUUAAGCAAACUGCUCUCGUAGAGGGGAAAAAGAAGCCCGCCGUCGAUACUCCUCGCUCAGUCAGUCCUCCAUCGUCACCUCUCGCCUACUUCGAAGAUAGCAAUAACCAUGAGACGUCUAGAGGGAAUGAUGGUGCCUUGCCUUUCCCCCUUGACUUGAUUACCCGAUGGCAGAUCAUCCAUUCCACCUCCUGUCUGCUUCUCGCUGGCGAUAACAAUAACAGGGAGAUUCCCCUGCCGACAGUAAUAACACGGAGACGAGCUAGCUUGCUUGAAGGAACGAUAUGCUCUGCGAUUGACGAUAGCAAUAACACGGACACUAGCUUGCUUAAGCAAGCAGCUCUCGCAGUAGGGGGAGUAAUAUGCUCUGUCUCCCUUUGGACGGUGGCGCCGCUUUGCUUUGAUUUCCCGAGUCUGGAGAGCAAGUUACUUUCGGUGGAGAAGUAAAAGGCUGCGAGGGUUUUGCUAUUGGGGGUGAGGCCGAGUGGGGUAGAGGGUCUAGGGUUUAAUUAGUUAGAGGAUGUUUUGGGAAUCUCAUAGCUAAGUGUGAGUUUAAUCCGAAACUCAAUUAAUGUCCAUAACUUCCUCAAUUUAUGCCCAAAUUUGACGCCGCUUAAACCAACAUUUAACAUUUUUAGUCCUCACUGAUAUUACGGUGGUACUUGACCCAAGGGUAUAAUAGUCAUUUUGAUUUUUGGGAAGAUCGGGGUGUAACAUUUCCUCCACCCUUAUAAAAAUUUCAUCCCUGAAAUUUGAUCGGGCUCAUCCUUCCAUACUCCUCAUUCCCGUGCUUCUUUGUCUCAAGAUUUCACUCUUGCUAUAUGAACUUCAAUGGCGUGCCCUUAUUGUCUUGAAUAGCUUACUAUAGUUCUUAUAUGUACUCUUGACCAUAACAGGUAUUCUCAUCUAGCUCGGUAGCAUCGAAUAGGUUGAGUGACUCAUUGCCCCUUUCAAAAAUUUCCAACUUGGGUCCAGGAUAAGAUGGGACAAAAUUCCGUUUCAAUUUAUUGGUCCAACUGAUUCAGUACUUGAUGUUGAACCUAAAUUGAAGUCGAGGUAUCACAUUUCCUCCCCGCUUACAGAAAUUUCGCCCUCGAAAUUUUUCUGUUGUGAUUACCCUAAGCAUCGCUUGUGGUCAUUCUUUUCACUUCGAGAAUUUGUAUUUCCUUUAAUUUAUACGGCAUGACCUAAAAAUCCUUCUCUCCACUUCCUGCAACUUCAAUGUUGUUGUGGCUUCUUAACACCUCACAUCACCUAUGUUGCACCUUGGACAUAUGUCGGAACGAUAACAAUCCAUUAUUCGGUACAUGAAAAGUUAAUGCCCCCCUCCAACCACAAGAUCAGUGAUGGCGGCUUAUCUUCCAUGUAGUCAGAUGAUAAAACUCUUUUAACGUAACUCUCGUCUAGGGUUGACCUCAUAGGUCACCUAUGUCCUUGUAUCUACUAACUUUGCAUCCCUUACUUUCUUCCUUGAUGCCUCAUCUUAUCCUUUAACCAUAAACUGAGUGGUCAUCUCCUCGUUACUUCUUGCUUAACUCUGAAAUCUCAUACUACUAUUUUUACUUCCUGUAUGCAUUAAAUGCAUCCUUUGCGUCUUUCUCUAGCUUGCUAACAACAAUAUGACUCCCUUCAAGAGUCAUGAACUUCCCUUUGGCUUACCUGUUCACUCCUGGCACGUAACUUAGCACGUCCUUAUCGCCACAUGAAUUUGAAGUUCUCGUACUAUCCAUUCCGCUACUCUUAUACCCUAGCUGAAAUUCCUCAUACGAUUUCCCCAUCCAAUAGAGUUUUACCCGAGAGAUUGACAACUUUCACCAACAUAGGCAAUCUUGGUUUCACUUUGGGGUAUUCUAGCAGGUUCCCUAAACUUAUAUCCCUCUUACUUCGUUAAUCGUGACUCUUCUUCUUGAUAUUACUCACAAGUUCUAGACGAUGUCCUUUAUUCUCGAUGUAGUCAUCUAGGUUCUCAUAUUCUCUUCUUAAUAAUUUACCUUGAGUCCU
Molecule: messenger RNA, 2178 nt
Organism: Linum trigynum
Lineage: Eukaryota; Viridiplantae; Streptophyta; Magnoliopsida; Malpighiales; Linaceae
Source: the annotation of a GenBank genome assembly